Alternaria arborescens is the source of this 2412-nucleotide messenger RNA. RefSeq lists its product as hypothetical. The record is from RefSeq and is a predicted model, not a curated record. NCBI's taxonomy places the organism in Eukaryota, Fungi, Ascomycota, Dothideomycetes, Pleosporales, Pleosporaceae. The transcript has a single exon. The coding region runs from base 1 to 2412 and encodes 803 amino acids.
AUGAUGCGUUCAACUUUCUUUUUCUCCCUGCUUGCGGGCACAGCCUUUGCUCAGCUUGCCGAAAACAACUUGAAGACCCACGUCGGAAGUUUGAAGCUUUCUGCACCCUUCAAUCCGAUCAAAGAAGCGUACUGGACUGGACUCCCUCACCAUCGCCGCACUCCCUUUGCUGUCUCGCCAGAUGGCAAGUCAGCAUACCUUGCGUACCUAGACGCUUCCGAGACGGACGUACAUAUCCAGAAAGUCGACCCUGCUACCUUUGCGGCUAUAGGCGAUGCAGUGACCGUCACUGGUGGAAAGGAAGCUGGUGGCUUAGUUGCUCACAAUGACGGUUUCGCUUUACUCACUAACGAAGCCAUGCCGUCGGGCACCACCAACGCGCCGCCUGAUAGUACCCCAGUGGCUGUCUUGUACCGCUACACUGCUGGCGAGCAGACCUUCAAGACGUUUUUGGGCGGCCCUGACAACGUUGGCGGUAUGGGCGCACUGGCGUCCCCGGACAUGAAUGGAGACCUUGCUUUCUCUGAGGCCACUGGCAUGUACGGUGCUUACUUCGUCGUCACUGCGUACUCUGGCGAUGCCAAGGGUCAUUUCGGUGACGCCAUCCAAUACGUUAGCGAGAACGGCACGCUCGAGCAGAUCCAGGGUGCUAGUUCAAGCUGGGGAUGCUCACACAACACUGGUAUCGCAUUCGAGGCCGCUGAUUCUGUUCCGUUUCCCAGCAUCUGUUCCGAGGACCAGGGUGCCAUUUGGCUUAACACUGGAGGUACUGGAAUGGACAAGAGCGGUGUUAAGGUCUCCAACGAAAAUGUCCAGAAUGGUGCUGGAAAUGAGGCUAUGGGUGGCAUGUCCGGAUCCUACAGUGGUCUUGCACGCUUCAUCGACAGCGACUCCUACAUCUUCUCCUGGGUUUCGCGUGGCGCUAAGGAUCUGACCGAGAACGAGUGGAUGGGUGCAGGCUACACUAACUCCGAGAACCGCACAGUCAACCGCAACGUUGCCAUCGCUACCUUCUCAGACAAGAAGACCAUUGUUGGCGAGCAAGCUACCUCUGAACUCGGCCCCGAUGGUGACUCACAAGUCAACUGGAUCACCACAGGUUCUGCUGACUGCCAGAACGCUCACGUUGCUGCCUUUGAUGGCACCAGCGCUCUCGUCACCUGGGAGGAGAUCGCUGAGCCUACGUGCGAGUUCAUUGCCAUGGGCUGCAAGGGUGCCUUUACUGGCUCUUACUUCCAGCUCGUCAAGGACGGCAAGAAGGUUGGCGAGCCAGUCAAGUCCAUGGACGUCUACGUUGCCGGAGACAUGGUUACCAUGGCUGAUGGUCGGGUAUGCUGGCCUUACGUUGACAUGGACUGGACACUUGACGCACCAGUGCGUAGCCCCGCAAAUGUAGAGGCUAUCAGCUUCGCAUGCAUGGGCCUGAGUGGCAACGAGUCUGCUGCACCUGCUUCUUCUGCCCCAGCUGCCUCAGCCCCAGCUGCCUCAAAGACACCAGCUCCUUCAUCCAAGGCUCCCGUCGCUACCUCUGCGGCUGUCAAAGAAUCAGCUCCUGUAAACGAAGUUGCCGAGUCUACCGAACAAACCCCAGCCGUUGAAACACCUGCUGAGUAUGCUCCAACGCCCGCACCAAACCCGAUCGAGUCCCUGCUCCCCAUAGCUCCCAUCGUCUCUGUCAUCACGUCUGCGCUUGAGGCCAUUCCAUCAGGCUUCCUUCCCGACAACGACCUCCCCGCGCCCUUGCUGUCAAUUUUCAUUCCGGCUUCUGAGUCUUUCAUUGCCUCUGUUGCACCUGCUUUUACCGAAAGUGCUAAGAUACCUCUUCUGUCCCUUGAGCCAGUGUACUCCAGCACCCCCAGCUCUUUGGUCGCUGAGCCUACCGCCGAGCCUACAGCUUAUCCUGAAUACCCAGAGGCUACUCCUAUCGUCGAACCAUCUCGGCCAGCAGCUACUCCUAUCGUUGAACCUUCCCAACCCGCGGUGACUCCCACCGCCGAACCGACUCAAUCCGCAGCUUCAACAACAUGCACCGAAGGCAAGACCCAGAGCACUCGCGUACCCCUUGACGCCACUCUUUCGGCAGAUGCUCCCCCCUACCCUAUCGGUACAGGCUCAGCCACCUACCCCACUGGCAGUGGUAUGCGCCCCUCCGGUAUCGCGCGCCCCACUGGUGCUGGCCGUCCAGACUGGUUCCAUGGUAGCCGUCCAGAUGGUAGCUUUGGCUGGGGUCGCCCCAGGCCUUCCGGUAUGUGGCCUGCUCACGGUUACCCCCGUCCUACAGCCGGCUUCCACUACCCUUCCAAGCCCUCUGAAGCUUUCGGCCAUGGAGGUGCUGCGGGCGUUAAGGCUAGCAGCAAGCCUUGCACCCUGGAGACCAGGGUCAGGCCCACGCCUACUGCUCUUGUGCGUUAG